This is a messenger RNA of Monosiga brevicollis MX1, 5160 nucleotides long. RefSeq lists its product as uncharacterized. The transcript has 11 exons. The coding region runs from base 1 to 5160 and encodes 1719 amino acids. NCBI's taxonomy places the organism in Eukaryota, Choanoflagellata, Craspedida, Salpingoecidae. The record is from RefSeq and is a predicted model, not a curated record.
AUGGCUGCAGCUCUCUGGCUCUGCAUCCUGUUGCUGGCAAACACGGUGCCUUGCACCGAGGCGCAACUCGGACACGUGCAGCGCGAACCACUCCUGACACUUGAUCAAGAGCCCGUCAAGCUACGCUUUUUGCCUGAUGGCCGCCUGUUGGUGCUCGAACGGUUGGGUCGCCUGACGCUGCUCAAUACCAGCUCGCUUGAAGCGGCCACAUACGCGCAGUUUGACACCAGCCGCCUGAUGCAGGGCGUGGAGUACGGUCUUUUUGACUUUGCGCUCAGCCCGGAAUUCGAAACGGACCAGCAGAUUUUUCUGUAUUGGUCGCCACGCCAACCCGAGCAAUUGCGAAUUUCUGUCUUCACCCAUGAGGAGAACGACGGCGGUCUGUCCAGUCGCUUGGAUCUAGCUUCGGAAAUAACCAUCUGGACCGAACCCGAGACGGGAUACAACAAUGCCUGUUGCCACUUUGGUGCGGGCUUGGACUUUGGGCCCGAUGGCAAGCUGUACGUGGCCGUGGGCGACAUGUUUCAGGGCAACGUGGCUCAGAACCCCACCUCUGCGCGUGGCAAGCUGCUGCGCCUCAACGCGGAUGGCUCCAUACCCAGUGACAACUGGGGGGCUCAGAUGGGCGGCACCUUCUAUGCCGGCAUCCAGGCCAUGGGCCUCCGUAAUCCCUUUAGCGGGCGCUGGGACCCCGUGUCUGGCCUCUACGUCAUGGCUGAAGUCGGCGGCAAUGAUCAGGCCAUCUCAACAGAAGACGUGCACGUGUACGACCCCACAAAAAUGGCUGGUGCCAAUUAUGGCUGGCCAAUGUGUGAAGGCAUGUGCAACGACACCCGUUUUCCAACGUGUGAUUGUCUGUUGCACGAAUCUGCCUUGUACGCUGUGCCCCACGACGGCUACGGCAUGGCCAUUGUUGGUGGCCUUGUAUACCGUGGCUCCAUGUUCCCCAGCCAUUACGACGGAGCCAUUAUCAUCGGCGAUUACGUGUCGGGUUGGAUCAAGGUGUUGGAAACGACCUGGAGCCCAGAGCCAACCGUUGUCGAAUCAACAACAAUGGCACAGUUUCAGGGAAAUCUGCUCAGCUUGGCGGAGGGCCCCGAUGGAGCCAUCUAUGCCACGGACAUGGCUGGCCACGUCUUUCGUUACAUGUACUAUGAUGGCAACCGACCGCCAGUGCUUCACAACGUUCAAUAUCAGGCAUUUUGGCCCGAGGCACCGGUGACAAUCACGCUGACCGCCAAUGCCUCGGAUCCGGAAGAGAGCCCGCUGAGCUAUAACUGGUACAUGGAGGGGCAGGUCAUUCCCUGGGCAGUCGGUCAAAGUGCUACGCUCAGCCUGACGCAGGCUGGAAGGUAUGCCGUGGCAGUGGUCAUCUCGGAUGGUCACAUGACCACCAGAAGCCAUUCCCUACCCUUGACCGUCGGCGCACCUCCCGCUUUGGAGCUGGCAUCUCCCCUCAACAAUUCGGUCUUCUCUGCUGGUAAUCGCUUGGACCUGAUUGCGACAUCUGCCACGCCCAAUGCCACGCUGGCCUGGAGCGUCCGCUUUCGUCAUGACCAGCACUUUCACCCCACCAUGGCCUGGACUGAGGGGGCACAACUCGAGUUUAACGCUCCUGUGCGUGGUCACAGCUUUGGUGGCCAGACUGGCUACCUCAUUGAAGCGCGCGCUACGGAUGCCCACGGCCUCAUGACGCUCCAGCACGUUAAUAUCUGGCCUCGCAAAGCGGCGAUCGUCUUUGCCAGCAAUCCCAGCGGGGCCAUGCUUCUGGUCGACGGCAUUCCACAUGCUCUACCAUACACCUUGGACACCCUAGUUGGCUUCCAGCACGAGCUUCGUCUCGAGCCUGCAUACUGCCGAGCGGGCGUGCGCUACGUGUUGAGCGAGUGGAAUGUUUCACUGACUGCAUUGUCUGCACUGCCAAACGCUGGGACCUUGGUCGUCGCCCCUGAUGCAGCCACGUACAUGGCCGUGUUUCAGCCCAGCGGAGCUUGCGAUGAGCAUCUGCCUACACACGGCUUGGUGCUGCACGUCGUGGCGGCAGAGAAUGUAACCACAGACGAGUCGGGUCAAGUUAGCCUUUGGACCGACCUGUCAGGCUACAACAACACGCUGGCACCGUUGAUGGGCCAUGGUCCGCAACUCGUCCAGCGGAGCUCCACCCCUGCUCACGGUCCAGCACAAUUUCUGCAAUUUGACGGCGCCGGGGCUGAGCUGGGAGCGGAGGCCUUUGCGGCGCAGCCAACAACCAGCUUUACAGUUGUAGUGGCAGUGCGCUACUGGAGUGCGGGUUGGGGUGGCUUGACCUUUGGUCAGCCCGCCUGCUAUCAGGUGGCGGGGGCCGCCGUGUCGCCGGCGGGCAAUCUGAUGGUCGAGACGUACUGCUCAGGGGAUGGAUCGGAGUCUGCCUGGCAAGGACAAGGGCAGCCCUGGCUGCUCCACACAGUGGUGGCCGAUGGUACCACCAAUCGCAUGCUCGUUAAUGGCUCGACCGUCUCCUCGUUUCUUGUGGGGUGGAACCUUCAGCCCGGCGCUCUCAUGAUGGGCGUGGAGCACGCACGCACCAACUCGGUGCGGAUGGAUGUGGCUGAGGCGCUGGUCUACGAUCGCGCCUUGGGGGUGGAGGAGCUGGCAGCGGUUCAUGCUAUUCUCAUGAACCGCCACUUUAACGUCUCGGAGGCACCGACAGUGGUGGCACAGUUUACAAGUCCUGCGGGCCCCGAUUCGACCCUGGCAAGAGACACCGCUGUCACAUGGCGCUGGAGCACCAACGUCAACGUGGGCACGCAGCAAGCCGCCAUGGAGCUGGAUGGCGUUGAGCAGUAUGCGCUCGACUUGGCUGAGCGCACAACGCAGUCUUGGAGCCUGCCAGCCGGGUUGGCUCCCGGGCCCCACACUCUGACUUUGCUGGUACAGGUGGCCGGUGGUACUGGGGUCGAGCGUGUCCAGUCAACCUCGUUUGUUCUUGAGACGACUGGCAUGAGCACGGAGUCCGCUGCGAGUACCACGCCCGCCGUGAGCAGCACGGAGCAGGUUUCGCAAGUCAUUUUACAUCAACCCAACCCCUUAAUUCCCGUGGUCUCGAACAUUGUUGAGAUUGAAUGGGACACGAUGUUGGAUGAGAAUCAGUACGUCAUGACCAUUGUCAAGCUGGGAGAUCUUGAAGUGGAGGUGGCCCAGCUUUCUGGCGUGUACCAGUUUACCAACGUCGCGCCAGGGGAAUAUGACGUUUUUGUGGCCGUCAUGCGAUCUACGGGUGCACCGCUCAUGGCGCGUACAGUCGUGGAGGUGAUAUCCGCCCCCCUGGAGACGACCCAAGAACCCAGCAGCAAUGCGGGGACAACAACCGCCCCGCUGUCAUCAAGCACGCCUGAUGCCCAUAUCGAGUGGAUGACAGAGUUGGCAGCCAAUGUCAGCGCUGACUUUCCUCGCGAUGGCUACCGCGUGCAGUUUGCUGGAGCGUGGCCAGGGGUGCCAGCAGGCAUUGCGAUGCGAUUUGCUACGGCCCUGGACCAACCCAGUAGCAAGGCCUUUUUCAGCCGUCGCAUGACCCUGGAUAGCUGCUUUACAGAGUGUGAUCGUGAUCCCUACUGUCGUGCAGUUCAUUACUGGCGCACGUCGACCGACGAGUAUUGUUCGGGCCUGUUGGACCAGGAUUUGGGGACGAGCGUUGAGACGACGCAAACCAGUUUGGGGUUUGUCAAGGCGGCAACAACCGUUGCCGCACCUCAAUUGUGUGCCUACGGACGUGAGAUGGGCACGGGUGCGCUAAGCGCGGGGUGCGAUUGCGGCGGGAACUGCCAAACACGGGCAGAUGCGGCGGAACGGGUGGCGCUUGUGCUAUGUCUGUUUGAAUCUGGCUGGGCCGUGUCGAGUGGCUCAGACCCCAGCAUUCAGCCCUACAUGAUGCCGUAUAGCGAGGAGUUUGAUCACAUACUACAGUUGCGGGAUUACCGUCUCGUGAGCUGCCACACCGACCUGUGGGCAGAGCACGGCGCCAUAUUUCCGGAUGUUCGCGUCGUGCAGCUGGCGCCCUCGCAACAGGGGCGGUUGGCUGAUAUCCACCUCAUCAAGGCCACACAUCCCAAACACGCGGCUCUUGAUUGGUCCGACGAUGAUUUUGUUGCAGUUGAGGCGGCUCUGGUGCAACGACUUGCCCCACCUCAAUGCUUGGACCUCGAUACAAAUCCAGACGUUUUUCACGAUCGCACUUUAGACUACGUUAACCGACACCCCGCCCGGCUGCUCAACAAGCCGUGGGCCGAUGACGACGAUGACAUUCGACGCCACCGUGCUGACGAGCUUCGGCGCUGUGACAAGAUGAAGCGGAUCCGUUUGAUGCAGUUUGAGCCUCGCGCCACCCAUUGCCUUCGGCCGUCUCUUGCGUCCACUCGUCAUGUGCUCGCAGACGACCCUUUUUUUGCGGGCCAGUGUAUACCCGACCUCGGUAUGCUAUGCCCUCGCCACCCUCAGGCCAUGCCAUGCACUAUGACUCACCGAUGUUGGGCGGGACAUCUGAAUUUAGAUGAUCCUGAAACCAUGCAAGUGCGACGCCCAGUUGAGAAUGCCAAGUCGCAUCAACUUGUGUGCUAUGGGCAAAUUGUGGAAGUCCGGCGCAUUGAGGGGGAGCGCCCUUGGCAGGUCUGCGUCCGCGACUCUUGGGACUUGCCUUUUGAGCCUCGCCUCUGCACAAACUUCGGCUCGUUGGACGAGGCCAACGCGUUCUGCAGGGAGCAGCAGUUGUUUUUGGAGCAGAUCGAGGGUCGUCCACUGAAACACGACAUUUGGGCUACACUACAAGGCACAGAAUUGAAAGAAGUACCAAACCCCGUUCCUACGGAAGCGCCCUCGCUUCUGACUCCCAAGGUGCCCCGGCCCGUGUCGCCAGAGCAAGCCAGACCGCUCAACAGCAGCAACAGACACAGCAACAACAGCUUCGGCAGCAACGCCAACAGCAACUGCAGCAACAACCGCAAAGCCAGCAGCAGCAACAACAGCAACAGCAGUACCAACAGCAACUCCAACAGCAACAACAGCAACAACAACAACUUCAACAGCAACGAGCGCAGUAUCAAGCGACGGCCACUGCUCAACGAAAUUCCUUACAGGUUUGUCCGGUCGAGCAUCCCCGCCACUGUCUUGUACGGACUUGAAAUCUGA